Coturnix japonica (Japanese quail) is the source of this 5606-nucleotide messenger RNA. It is a transcript of the gene POU4F3, whose product is annotated as POU class 4 homeobox 3. NCBI's taxonomy places the organism in Eukaryota, Metazoa, Chordata, Aves, Galliformes, Phasianidae. The record is from RefSeq and is a predicted model, not a curated record. Gene Ontology annotation, biological process: regulation of transcription by RNA polymerase II. Gene Ontology annotation, molecular function: DNA-binding transcription factor activity, RNA polymerase II-specific; RNA polymerase II cis-regulatory region sequence-specific DNA binding.
AUGCGGCCGCAGCUCAAACGCUCAUUCCCGGCUCCAGAGCCGCACGGCCGAACCGCUCCGGUGCCUUUUGCAGUUGUUUGUUUCUCUCUGGCUCUUUGAUUCCUUGUCUCACUCCUUAACUUUCCCUGUGUCAGGGAGGGCAGUGGGGCAGGCAGCGGUGCCCGGGAGGGUCUUUCUGUUCCAUGGAUGCCAGCAGACGGCUUUGGGAGCCCAGGGUUGGUGCAGCAGCAGAGCAGAGCAGCUCAGAGGCGAUGGGGCACACACUGCAGUGCUACAUUGCUGUGCUCUCCUCCAUCCUCCCCGGGACUGCCCUGCAAAGCUGCAGCUGUGCGACUUGUUGAUGAGCAGAAACAUUAGCAGACCUCCUGUUUCAGGCCAUGAAUAAUUAAUGUUUGUUCCUCAUUAAUUUCUUGUGGAGCAGAGUCUUGUUAGACCACAUUUAGAUGUAUUUCUAGAGUUAGGAGCAAAUACAACAAGAAAGAGAUGCCUGAUAGAUGAGCACUCUGCCCUCCUCCCACCUUGGAAAAUGUGGCUCUGUCACUCAUAGGAUCCUCACUGGAAGCAGAUGGGUCUGAUUUUUAACGAGCAUCAGAGUCUGCUUCAUUACAGCUUUAAUUUCAGGGAAAGACACACAAAACAAGCUCUAUAAUUCAUGCACAUUACAAAGGAGAACACAGAGCUUCUCACGUCCCUCAGACCUCAACCAAAACCUUGGCUGAAAAAUUCAGGGACAGCACAGCAUCCAUUCCCCAAUGGCUGUGGUGGGAGGAUGAAGUGCUGCUAUCCCUGCUCCCCCCAGCACUCAGCACUGCUGUCACUCUUUUAAUGUUUUAAUAUGGACACAAUAUUCCUCUAAGGAACAUUUUUUAUCUAGAUGUGAUACUUGCAAACACCUGCACGACUUCCUGGGAAUACCCAUGUUUGUAUUCAGUAACACACCCAGGCUGUGUUCUCUGCGAGCUCCCCUGCAUGCAGCUGGAAGAGACAAAAAGGCAAACAGCUUUAGUUCUUUCAAUUACAGAAGGUGAGAGAGCCCUCAUUAUUCAGUUCAAAGCACUGAACACAUCACGACAGUUCCCCACUUCUCUCAGUGCUGUCACCGUCUGAACAGCCCACAUCCCAAACAUGAGAGCCCGACUUCCACCUUUAAUAACAUCCCACCAAAUGCUCUCUAAGGGAAAUUAAUGUGCUCCUAAAGGCACGAAGGGAUGCUGUCUCUCCCUCAGCUGCUCCUUAGGCCAUCACUCGGUGACCCCAGCAGGACAUGGCCCCAGCCCCACUGCAUCCCCUGUAAGGUUGGGCACUGCAGCCCUCCCAUGAGCCGGGCAGCUCCUGUAGCUUAGCAACUUUCUUUUGGCUUUGUUAAGUUGGGCUCUUCAAUCUCCUUAAUGAAUAAGAGAAUCAAGCCAGGUAAUUGAUGCUGGGCCGUUUAGCUGAUGAAUAAUUGACUGUCUGGGUAAUCCUAGCUAUUUCCUCGAUCAGAUUGUGCAGUGGAACAGCCAUAUCAGACUGCAUGUGUGCUGCGUGCUCUGCGUGGGGCUAAGGGCGAGCAGCGAACCUCCUGGGCUCAAUGCAGCGCUCAUCCUGCAGGGCUCCAAACACCUCAGAGAAGGUGCUGCACCUCAGCAAAGAAUGCUAAGGAGAAACCCACCCCACACAGUGCUGGGCAGGAGAUGCAGCUCCAUAGCAGUGAGUGGGAGCUGUGUGUGCAAAGGGACAGAAGGACCACGUCUGUGUGCCAUUCCCGUCCUCAACCGCUCCUUGGGUGUAAAGCAGCACCGUGGGCUGUUUGCAGGAAACCAAGGAUGCUUUAAAGAGCAGCUGAGGAAAACUUCCCAUGGUGAGACAUCUCAUUCUGUGCUGGGCAGCGCUGGUUACCAUCCAUUGUAGAGCAUGUGUGAGGACAAACUGUGUGUGAAAUGAUGGACUUCUGUGUGCCAGAGCACCCUCACUCCCAUGUAAGCAUUUAUUACCAAUCCCACCAACUAAACAAUUCAAUGAAACCUAGAGCCUGCUGACAGCACAGCGGCUAUGAUGGGCUUUGAAUUAAAUCUUAAAUGAUAGCAGAAUAGUUUGAUGUUUUAGGAAAAUGGAUAACGACCUUCAAAUGGUGACAAAGAACAGGAUGGCACCGUGGGCUCAGCGCACGCCUUCAAUCUGACUGCUACCUUCAGAUUUUCAAUGAGUCAGCGGUGAUGUUUCAUCAGGGUAUGGGCUGAUGGUGUUUUUUUUCUUCCAGAAAUACCAUUAAUUAUUUACCAGUAGAUGAAUGAUCUCUGAAAUCUAUUGCAGUGACACCUUUGAGUCUGCAGAUAGUUUCUGAUGGCAAACCAUCUGGGCUCUUUUAACUUGUUAUUGUUUAUCCCUUGGACUCCUCUCCUCUGUUUGUAAGGUGUAACAUCAGUAGACAGGGCCAGGAACAUCAAUAUUUUACGGCUUUAAUUAAAGGGAGCUCAGCAGCUGGGUUACCCCAUCCGGCGUCUUUCAGAACGGCGGCCUUUGGGAGGGAAGGAGAAGCCGCCACACGGUGUGGGCAGCAGAAGGGCUCGGGUUUGGCUAUGGCACGGGGUGGGCCGGGCUGGGAUGCUCCGUCCACACACAUAAUACUCGGCCGCAGCCUGGGCCACGUCUGCCACCCCAUGUGGGACUGGGAAUGGAGGCCGCACGGGACGAGGGAGGGAUGGAAGGCGUGGGGAUGGGAGAAGGGCCAAAGCAGUGCAGGCCUUCGGGAGGGGGGGGGAGCUGCGGGGGUCGGGCAAUGCAUCCAGCACUGCAGGGAUCCCCUGGUGUCACCCAGAGCGGGUGAAUUACGGGAGGGCUACGAAUAAAACAAAGGUCUGAAAAGUAUCCCUCUAUUAAUUACUCCCACCGAAGCGGCACCGCCUAUAAAUACGGUGCCGCUUUGGAUGAAACUUUCAUGCAGCUAUUUAGGCCCUUUGAAAUAUAAAUGAUUUCCUUUAAAUUUUUUAUCGUAAAUCAGAGCGCGGAGCUGCGCGGCGCCGGCUCAGCCGGUACGGACGGAACGAGCCGCCCCGACACGGCGCUGUCCGCGGUGCUGAUCCCGCACCGCCGCCUUCCUACAGCGUCGGUCGGGAAGCCAAACCAAACUUGCUCUGCGCACAAAACUCUUGUGAGCCUCAAAGCCGGGCACGGGUUUCUUUUGCUUAAGAAUCGGCCGUUUCCCACGUGCAGGUUACUUAAAUCCCCAGACCAACGAUGUCUGGUAACGUGUGAAGAUGCGGGAAGGUGAUGAGGGAGCAAAAAACAAAAACAACCGCUCGGGAGCAGUUAUGGCCGUUUCGGGACUAUUUGGGGAGGAGGGGACUCGUCCGUUUUCUCUUAACGAAUCGAGGAUCGGACGUUUGCAUCCCACGGUACGCACGCACGGGAGCCUUAAUCACGGCUCCCCUGUACCCGCGGGACCCUGAAAUCAAUUGGAUUCCCCCCGUUGGCAAUGCGGCCCGCACGCACCGCACACCCACGGCCCGACCCCGCAUCCCCGCUCCCCGCGGGGCUCAGCGGACCGAGGGGGGAGGUGGGUCUGGACGUGCCUGGGGAGGAGCCGAGCGCUUCUCGUGCUCGCGGUGUAACUUUUGUUAGGUUGUACCGACGCUGUGGGGCUCGUGUCAGCCGCACGGGAACAGCACAGACGUUUCGCCUUUGAAGUGCCGCGGCUUGUGUGGUUUGUCUGCAAAGCGAGAGAGACGCAGCGGAGACGGGGCGGUGGGCAGAGUGCUGUGAGCUCCGCAGAACUGACUGCGAUGUGCGGGCGGCCGCCCCUCGCCCCGACACACCCAGCCGGGAGCGAGUCGAGCCGAGCCGAGCCGAGCGGCGGGGUCCGCACGAACGGCUGCUGCGCGCGGCCCGAGCUCGGCCUGCCUCGCAGUACCCCCGGCCCUCCUCUCCUCCCGGUCCCGCAGGGUCCGAGUUCUGCCCCUCGGCCGGCCCGGCUCGGCGUUCCCCCGACGGCAGUUAUGAACGGGGAGAGUUCGGUCUCCUCCGCUCCCGGCCGGGGCCGAUCCUCAACCGCUCCCCACUGAGCCGCCCCGACGGCGCGUCCCGAGCCGGUGCGGGGCCCCGCGCCCUCCGCUCCUGCCCACAACACGCGUGCGCGGGGCCCGCUCCGGGCGGCGGUGUAAGAUGAGUGAGGGAGCGGGGGGGGGGGCGUGCGGGGGGACGCUCCGUCAGUGCCAAUCGCUCACUUUGACGGCGGCGAGCCAGAGACAACCCUGAAUCGAUGUCCGGGGCUGCCUACCUGCGAGGUGCGCGAAGAUGAUGGCCAUGAACGCCAAGCAGCCCUUCCCCAUGCACGCCGCCCUGCAGGAGCCCAAAUACUCCGGGCUGCACGCCGGCGCGGAGGCGAUGCGCAGGGUUUGCCUCCCGGCCCCGCAGCUCCAGGGCAAUAUAUUUGGAAGCUUUGAUGAGAGCCUGCUGGCCCGCGCCGAGGCUCUGGCGGCCGUCGACAUCGUCUCCCACGCCAAGAGCCACCCCUUCAAGCCGGACGCGACCUACCACGCCAUGAGCGGCGUUCCCUGCGGCCCGGCCGCCCCCGCCGCGCUGCCGCACCCCGCGCUGCCCGCGCCGCCGCCGCACCCCGCGUUGGACGCCGAGCUACUGGAGCACCUCUCCCCCGCGCUGGCCCUGCCCGACCCCCCGGCGGUGCCCGCGCCGCUGCCGCCGCACCCGCUGGGCGCCGUGGGCCACCUGCCCGUGGCCGUGGGUCCUCCGGGGGGCCCCGCGCCGCCGCUGCCCGCCGCUCCCUGCCUGCCCGACGUGGAGUCCGACCCGCGCGACCUGGAGCAGUUCGCCAAGCAGUUCAAGCAGCGGCGGAUCAAGCUGGGCUUCACCCAGGCCGACGUGGGGCCGGCCCUGGCCAACCUGAAGAUCCCGGGCGUGGGGUCGCUCAGCCAGAGCACCAUCUGCCGCUUCGAGUCGCUGACGCUGUCGCACAACAACAUGACGGCGCUGCGGCCCGUGCUGCAGGCGUGGCUGGAGGAGGCCGAGGCCGCGCACCGCGACCGCGCCACCAAACCGGAGCUGUUCGCGGGAGCGGAGCGCAAACGCAAACGCACGUCCAUCGCCGCGCCCGAGAAGCGCUCCCUCGAGGCGUACUUCGCGCUGCAGCCGCGGCCGUCGUCCGAGAAGAUCGCGGCCAUCGCCGAGAAGCUCGACCUCAAGAAAAACGUGGUGCGCGUCUGGUUCUGCAACCAGCGCCAGAAGCAGAAGCGCAUGAAGUACUCCGCGGUGCACUGACGGCGGCCCGGACGGCACCUCCACCCACCGACGGCGCGGCCGCGCCCGGGGCUCGGCGGGACGGGGCGGGGCGGGACGAACCCCGGGAGCUGCCCCGCCGAAGCCGCGGAACGGGGCAGGCCGCCCUCAGCCCUCACCCCUCUGGGCCUCGUGGCCGGUUGCGGCGUCCCCGCGGUUCCCCGGACUGUGUCCCGCGAGGAGAGCCGCCCGCGGGCCGACCCGGGCGCGGCGCCGGGAGCUCCGGGCCGUGUGCGCUCCCCGCCCGUCCCGUCCCGUCCCGUCCCGUCGCGCUCCGAACGGAGCGCCGCUCCCCACCUCGACUCUGGAAUAAAAGCUUUAUUUUUCAACCCGAA